Molecule: messenger RNA, 273 nt
Organism: Mycena indigotica
Lineage: Eukaryota; Fungi; Basidiomycota; Agaricomycetes; Agaricales; Mycenaceae
Exons: 3
Coding region: 1-273 (90 amino acids)
Source: RefSeq, a predicted model, not a curated record
AUGGUGGGCAGGCUUUGUAAGGCUGUUCCCCUGGAUCUGGCCUUACUCCCUCCCAACCCCUCUGUUGCCCGACCAGAGCAUCGAGCGCGGCAAAAAGGUGCAAGCUGCGAAGAUAUGAGCAGCUUGUUACUCAUAUACGAUUGUCGACGCCUUUUACGGCGUCUUCAACUCAAUGGGGCUCACUCUCGUUCGACGCGACCUCAAUUUUUUCCCUCCUUGAACUUUGCUGUUCAUCCUCGGUGGCGCUGCUUGAAUUCUAGGACACAACUAUAG